Haemonchus placei is the source of this 327-nucleotide messenger RNA. The record is from the annotation of a GenBank genome assembly. Lineage: Eukaryota; Metazoa; Nematoda; Chromadorea; Rhabditida; Trichostrongylidae.
AUGGCCAACCCCGCUUUUCGGCGAGAUUGGCUGAAGAAGAAACACAAGUUCGAGGUGCGAGUGGACAAAGCUCUCGAGUAUGUUGCACAAAGCACGAGACGAGCGACUUUGAAGGAGCUCAGCAAAGGGAAAAGGAAAGCUAAAAGGACACUAAAUAAUUCGGUCCGAGAACGCAGUACACUUCACAUCCUCCGCAAGGAAACGGCACUGGAGGCAGCAACGGCGAAGGAGAUCAGAAAUCUCAAAGAAAAGGUGAAGCAUCAGGAGACGGAAAGUGCUAGUCUCAAAGAGAUCAUUCUGACAAAAGAGCGACAGGAGAUGGAAUAA